CUGCUCCCCCCCCCCAAGUGGUGGAAUCGACUACAGGGAAGGAUCUGAUCUAUCCGGAGUAGCUAGCUUGCUAGCAGGCUGCGGCUCGCCAUAGCUACGUAGUUGUUUGCUUGAUGUAGGAACGAUGUGGUCCUUUUUCGCUCGGGAUCCAGUCAAAGACUUUAAUUAUGACAUUUUACCGGACACGCAAGACAAGUCCGGAAUAUGGACACUGCAUCGAGGCAAGCGAAAGACGGGUGGGGAACCACUAUCGGUGUUUGUGUACGAGGUAUCAACAGGGACAGAGGAACAGACCCAGCUAGCCAAGGCAGCGUUCAAACGUAUGAAGACCCUCCGACAUCCCAACAUCCUGGCCUAUGUAGAUGGAUUGGAGAGUGUGACAGAGAAGAGCCUGUACCUGGUCACAGAGCAGGUCACCCCCCUGGCAGCCCACCUGAAGGCCCAGUCAGAGAGGGGGGGCUCUGGAGAGCUGGAGGUGUCCUGGGGCCUGCAUCAGACUGUGAAAGCCCUUAGUUUCCUGGUGAAUGACUGCCACCUCCUCCACAACAACCUGGGUAUCUGGGCUGUGUUUGUGGACCGAGCCGGAGAAUGGAAGCUUGGCGGUCUGGACCACAUGACCCCAGAGAACGGGGACGCCUCCACAUCACUACCCUCCGCCAAAGCUGUUCACCCUGAAAUGGAUAAAUACGACGCCCCUGAAUCACCAAACAGUGGAGAGAAAUGGGCUGGGGAUGUGUGGCGGCUGGGCUGUCUGAUCUGGGAAGUGUUCAAUGGUCCACUUCCCCGAGCCUCCUCCCUACGCUCCCUCGGAAAGAUCCCUAAAGCAUUGGUGCCACACUACUGUGAGCUGGUGGGGGCCAAUGCCAGGGCCCGGCCUAACCCAGCCCGCUUCCUGCAAAACUGCAGAGCUCCCGGAGGAUUCCUUAGCAACAGCUUCGUUGAGAGCAACCUUUUCCUAGAGGAGAUCCAGAUCAAAGACCCAGCAGAGAAGCAGCAGUUCUUUCAGGACCUGAGUGAGAACCUGGACUCAUUCCCAGAGGACUUCUGUAAGCACAAGGUGCUGCCACAGCUACUCACUGCCUUUGAGUUUGGCAACGCCGGUGCUGUCGUCCUCACACCUCUGUUUAAGGUGGGGAAGUUCCUGUCUGCGGAGGAGUACCAGCAGAAGAUCAUUCCUGUCAUUGUGAAGAUGUUCUCUUCUACAGACCGGGCCAUGAGGAUACGACUGCUUCAACAGAUGGAGCAGUUUGUUCAGUAUCUAAACGAUGCAGCGGUGAACUCGCAGAUCUUCCCUCAUGUCGUUCACGGUUUCACAGACACAAACCCGGCCAUCAGAGAACAAACUGUCAAGUCCAUGCUGCUGCUGGCCCCCAAGCUGAAUGAGAGUAAUCUGAAUCAGGAGCUGAUGAGGCACUUUGCACGGCUGCAGGCGAGAGACGAGCAGGGACCAAUCCGCUGCAACACCACCGUGUGCCUGGGAAAGAUCGCCCCCUACCUCAACGCUGGGACACGGCAACGAGUGUUGAUCUCGGCGUUCUCUCGGGCCACUAAGGACCCCUUUCCCGCCUCUCGGGCGGCCGGGGUUCUGGGCUUUGCAGCGACCCACAACUACUACAGUGUGACAGAAAGUGCAGCACGGGUACUACCAACACUCUGUACCCUCACUGUUGACCCUGACAAGAACGUUAGAGAUCAGGCAUUUAAAGCAAUAAAGAAUUUCUUGACGAAGCUGGAGACUGUUUCUGAAGAUCCAACCAAGCUGGCUGAAAUAGAAAAGGAUGUGAUGUCAUCAGCCCAGCCGGCUGGGGCAGCGGCCAGUUGGGCAGGCUGGGCAGUGACGGGGGUGUCUUCUCUGACCUCCAAGCUCAUCCGGACCGGCCCGGGGGCAGAGGGGGGCAGCCCGGCUGAGAACACCCCUGUUGGUGGUGGUACUGCAUCUCCUUGCGCUGGGAGCCCUGUGAUAGAUGGAGUACCCGGGGGCUCUGAAGUUAAACCCCCACCGGCCUCCAUGACUCUACCCAUUGCUUCUGGCCUUGCUACCCAAUCAGACUCUCCUAAGGUAUCCGAAAAGAAUGAGGAGCCAAUCGGAGACCGGUGGGAUGACGAGGACUGGGGAAGUUUGGAGGACCCAGAAAAGGUACAGGCAGCAGACCCAGAUGACUGGAACUCUUCUGAUUGGUCAGGAAUGUCUUCUGUCAAAAAGAAGGCCAGUGUAAGAGGAGUGGGUCUAGCAACUUCUGAGGCGGUGAAAAAGCAGAGCUCUGAUUGGAGCAGCUCGGGCUGGGAUGCCGACGACAGCUGGUCCAAUGAGAAGGAGGCUGACGGCCAGGGUCAGAGUUCACCAGGAGAGGAGACGUGGGGCAAUGACUGGGAGGAGGAGGGAACGACUGCUCCGGCUACUAAGAGUGCUGCUCUGCUGGAGGGGGUUCGGUUAGCCAGCGAGUAUGACUGGGACAGUAAGGGAGCCACGCAGACAGACUUCCUUGCCAACGUGUCUCAGAGAGCAAUGCCCACCCCCAUUGCUACGGCUGGUGAUGGCUGGAGUGCAGAGCCUGCUGGAGACUGGGGAGCCGAGGAGAGCUGGGAGUCUGUGGACGGAAGUCAAGCAGGCCUAAGCAAGGCAGAGCUGGCCAAGAAGAAACGUGAGGAGAGGAGGAAAGAACUGGAGGCCAAACGGGCAGAACGCAAGGCAGUGAAGGGUCCUCUCAAACUAGGUGCUCGGAAACUGGACUGAUUGGAAGGAAGAGGAGGGUUGGCGGAAGACAGGAAGCAAAGCAGACAGAGUGCUAUGAUGACUUUCCCCUGACUCCCACAGAGAGGGUGGAAUGUAUGGAAGGUUCAACAUUCCAUAAUGAAAAAAAGAUUGAAGAGACACUGAACUUGACUGUACAAGCUGCUCAUUGGCUGAGAGGGGAUCAGAGUGCCAGAAGCUGAGACAUGUCUCAUCCAGACUAUUACGGGGUUUAAACAUUGCAUUCAUAUUACAACGCAAAUAUUGUUUUUAUAUAAAAACAAAGAUGUAAAGAAAUGUACAUAGUUGGUGCAUUUGUCUGAAAAAAGUUUUUUUUUUAUUAUAUUGAUAUAAAAUGUGUAUAUGCUGAAUGUUCACAUAGACGCAUAAAUGGGUUAUGAAUGUUAGAUAUUUCUGCAGUGUGACUGACAGCUUAAGACUGAUAGUCUGCAUGCAUGGGUCUGUAUAUGAGUGACCUACCAGAAGGCAUACGGUACUUCCCUGAAGGGUAAUGCUGGGACACGUUCAGCAGGGCACAAUGUUGUGGAACAGUCUGAUAGAAUAAGGGAUCAUGUCAAGUCUAUUCAUGAUAUUUGUUUGCCAACUGAACGUGUCUCUGUUGAUUAACGGUACCUCACUGUACACAGAUGAAUAAUAUACACCUGGCCUACAUCCCCUCGGAGCCAAUCGGUUAUCAUUAGUGGUGGUGGGUUGACUGACUUGAAGCCUUCAUAUUCAGCAUGGACGGUGUUAUCAUGCAAUUUUAUCUAUAGCUUCCUCCUAUAUAUUUAUGGAGUCACUUCGCUAUUUAAAAUCAAAUCAUGAAGUGAAAGAUAAUUCUGCCCAUCAACUAUCUUGUCAGAUUGGUAGUGCUGGGUGGGUCAAGGGAAAGAGAAGGUUCUGUUUGUGCCUUUUAUUUGAUGGCAGCACGGUUUACUGGGGUCAGAUGAACUGUGCUCUGUGAUGUUUAAAUAUGUUGUGGGUGGCGAGGGAGGGAAGUCCAGUGAAAUCAGAUGCAUUGUUUUAUAGAGAGAGAAUCUUGUGUACUAUGAACAAUUCCCAAAAUAAAACCAUGACAAAAAAGUGU
Oncorhynchus mykiss (rainbow trout) is the source of this 3818-nucleotide messenger RNA. The record is from RefSeq and is a predicted model, not a curated record. NCBI's taxonomy places the organism in Eukaryota, Metazoa, Chordata, Actinopteri, Salmoniformes, Salmonidae.